UAAUGUAGAUCUUUAUGUAGACGUGUGAAUGUAGAUGCUUUAACCAGCUCAAAAAAAUAUCUCAAUCAACAAUUUCUUCAAACAUUCAUUUUCUUUACAAAAUUCCACUGUUAUUUUUCAGUCUUGAAACUCCAGCAAGAUUAAAAUAGUUUUUCUCAGCUAGCUGUUAAGUUUGCUAUUUGUGCUUCGGGAUCUUUUUCCAUGGAGUGCUUUGGAAAACUUGUCAAGAAAAAGAACCGAAAAAAAGCUGUUAAGAGUAAGAAUCGAACAUCCACUGAUGUUUUUGAUUCUCUCUUUUUGGAGUUGGACGAUUGUACAAGUUUUACUUUUUUUACAGAACGUAGUUCUGCUAUUACCGAUCAAGUUGGGAUCGUUAGAAUAGAAGCAGAACUGUUGGGAAUGUUUCAGAUGUACAUGGCAAAUUGGAACAAUGCUGAUAAGCAGCGCGGUGCUGGUCAGGGGUUGGGGUCUCUGGUGCUGGAAAUUGAAGCUGCAGUUGACGAGGCAACAAGUGAUGUAAGAGUUGCACAUCAGAGUGCAGGAAGAUAUGAAAAGAUUGAAAUUGCAAUUGCUAAGUUGCAACAGAAGCUUAUGUUUUUUAGGCCACAAAUGGAAGUAGCUUAUGAAUAUGUUGCAUCCAACCAUUCAUUUGAAUCCCAGCAUCCCUUAAACAAUUAUGAAAACUGGGAAAACUUCUGUGACACUUUACUGGGUGUUGUGCGGAGGCAAGGAGACUUGCUAUGCCGCCUCUGCUCACAACUUCGUACCAUGUAUGAUAUGGUAAAAUGUCUCCAUAGAUAUGUCGAGGGAAUGCAAGGUACUUGUCCAAAUCUGCAAAGAGAUCUCUUGACUCAUUUUGGAGGUGUGCUUGUCCGCGCAGCGCAUUUUUCUUAUGUGUGCUGGAUUCAUCGAAUGGAUGAAGACAAGGACCAGGGGAUGAUCAUCAUGCUUUCUGAUCUGGUAAAGGCGUUCAAGCCUAAUACUCCACAAGUUUCAGAGCUGUGUCUCAAAUUAACUACCGGUUAUUGUUCAUGCCACUCCUCGAUAUCAUCACCUCAUUAUCUGGUGAAAGCAUAUAUUUAUUUUCUCAUUCCUAAGGAGUAUUAUCGAUACGAAACCUUGCGCAGAAGUCUCAAAGACCUGAUAUUCUUUGUCCAUUCCAUUUGUGUGUCAGAUCUCUACAGGAACGAUAAUGUGAAGCUGACUUUAAUGGAGAUUAAAGCAACCAUUAUCGAGCUUGGAUCUUUCGGUUAUUCAUUUCAUGAUACAGAGGAAACACGGGACACCGAUCCUGCAUUUUUUAGUUUGGUAGAAAAGAUGGAGCUUCUAAGGGCAGAGGUCUUCCUGAUCCGACUGCUAAACCAUAGAGGCAGUUUAAAGUUCCUUGAGCAUCAAAUUGAUUCUUUCCACAAUGAACUGAAGUAUUUUCGAGAUUACCAGAGAAAUGCACCUGUGGCGGAAACUAAAGUUCCUAAGUUGAUUUGGUUGCAUAUCAAACCUGUGGCUGGGGAAGCUGACUCCGUUUGUCGAUCAUUUCUUGCCGAAUCCAUCACUGAAGACAAGUUCACAGAUGAGCUACUUAAGUUGCUGGAGAAGAUUAAACUUUUGAAGACAGAGGUACUUUUUGAAGAGCUUCUUAGUAAACACCCAAGUCUGAUAGUCAAUGUGAAGCUCCAAAUCAAAAGCCUUGAUCAGGGGCUGGUAGUCAGCAGAACUUAUUUAAUGGGUCCACUAGAGGAGAAUGAGAAAUUGAUCUUGGCACAAGUAGAGUCAGUAGCAAGGGAUGCAGCUUGUUUCUAUUACUCUCUUCUUGAAAAUGAAAUUACAGAAGAUACAGUGAGGAAAUUCAGUCAUUUGCUGCCGGGGUUAGUUGAAAAGAUGAAGGAUGUCAAUGCAAUGAUCAAAGAAAUUUACUUACCUCAUCGAAGGUUAUCAAGAUCUAAUUUCCCCAAGUUGGAAGGACUAGGCUGCAUCGAUUUCUUUCUAGUAGAUCUCUUCGAGCAGCUCAAGUCUAAAGCUGAUUCUAUUCUUUCCGUGAAACAUCAAUUUCAUGUUGUUCAUGAAGAGAUAAAGUUCUUGAGAUCAUUCCUCGCGUACAUUGAAGAACAGUAUAAUGAGCAUCAGGAAUUGAAGAGUGUUGCUUCAUGCAUUAUACAAGUAACACUCGAGGCAGAAUAUCUCAUUCAUCUGUUUGUGGCUGGAGAUUGUUUGAGAUGGUAUCAUCCAUUAUGGCUUUCUGAUCUUGUGGAAGAUCUCAGAAUCAUUAAGUUUCAGGCAACAGAAACCUGUAAGAAUGUACAGGGCAUCAACAUCCAUAAUGUUCUCUCCACUUCAACAAGGGCAUCAUCACCAGCUGAAAGUCCCCAGAUUGAUGAAGCUGUUAUUGAUCUUGCUGAUGAAAAAAAAUUGGUCAUUGAUAGACUUGUAGCAGGAUCAGGAAAACUAGAUGUUGUGUCAAUUGUUGGCAUGGCUGGACUCGGAAAGACAACUUUAGCCUGGAAGGUAUACAACGAUCCUUCAAUUACCUAUCACUUCCACGUUCAAGCAUGGUGUUGUGUCUCCCAAGCAUAUCAGAAGAGAGAAUUGCUUCUUCAGAUUUUAGGUGACACCGUGGAACUUACUGAUGACCUCCUAGAAAUGAGUGAUGCAGAUCUGGAGAUGAAAUUGUACCGUUGCCUGAAGAGAAAUAAGUACCUCAUUGUUAUGGACGACAUCUGGAGCAUUGAGGCAUGGUAUGAUUUCAAAAGAUCAUUUCCAGAUGACAACAAUGGAAGCAGAAUACUGAUGACCAGCCGUCACUUUGAUGUGGCGGCAAAAAUUAAAGAAGACAAUUUUAUUCAUCCCCUUCGUAUAUUCUCUGAAGAUGAGAGCUGGGAAUUGUUGCAGAAAAAGUUGUUUGGCACAGAAGGGUGCCCUGAUGAACUACUGGAACUUGGAAAACAAAUUUCGAGAAGCUGUGGUGGACUCCCGCUUGCACUUGUUGCAAUAUCUGGUCUCCUUAAAAGAACUGAUAUGGAACCUGACUGGUGGAAACAAGUUUCAGAAAAUAUAUGCUCACGCAUUGCUGAUGAUCCUGAAACAAGGUGCAUGGAUAUCCUAAAUCUAAGCUACACAUAUUUACCUGACUAUUUGAAGCGUUGCUUUCUGUAUACUGGAGUGUUUUUGGAGGAUAAAGACAUCCCAGUUAGGAAGUUGACAUGGUUAUGGGCAGCAGAAGGAUUCAUAGCAAUUACACAGCUGGGAAGCAAAGAAGAUGUUGCAGAGAGGUACUUGAGGGACCUAAUUGGUAGAAGCCUAGUAAUGGCUUCCAAAAGAAGAUCGGAUGGAGGAGUCAAAACGUGUCGUGUUCAUGACAUGUUGCGCACCUUAUGCCUGCGAAGGUGCGAAGAGGAAAACUUUUUGCAGUGGCAAAAUGGUUAUGAUGAACUUUUUCCUCCUACUUAUGAGGACCUAGAUUAUGGAGUUGAUCCCGGUUAUUGCUUACCUGCAAAUUCCACGACAUACGAAAAUCGCAGGGUGUCCAUCUUUUCCAAGAGGAAGCAUUUUGUAAUGUCCAGUCCUUGUGGACCGUGUGUCCGCUCUCUACUGUACUCUGCCACCAGCGAUAUGCGUCCAUGGUGUCCUUAUGACAUCUCCUCCAUUUUGAACAACUUUAAGCUUCUGAGAGUUUUGGAUGUGGAAUGCAUCAACAUGGGCCAUGCUUUCCCCACAGGAAUAGAAGUUAUGGUGCGUCUGAGGUAUUUAGCCCUUUCUGGUGAUAUAGACAGUAUUCCUGAAUCAAUAUCGGAGCUGCUAAAUCUUGAAAUCUUGCUUGUAAAGGGACUAAAAGGUAGAGUUUUAUUACCAAGAACCAUUUGGAGCAUGGCAAAGUUGAGACAUGUCCAUGUAAUUAAUCAUGCUGCCUUCAGCUUGCAAGAUGGCAUAUGGAAAAGUUCUUCUCAAUUACAUAAUCUGGUCAGUUUUUCCUCUCCAUAUCUCUCUUGUGGUGAACGUACAGAGAACAUCAUGAGGAGGUUGCCCAAACUUCGGAAACUGAGAUGCACAUUUUCUGAAUUAUCAGAUGAUAAUGAGAAAUGCAAUCAGUUUCCAAAACUAAAUUUUCUGACGGAGCUCGUGUCUCUCAAGCUGCUCUAUUCUGGUAGGAUUGCUCUACCCUGUAAAUUUGACUUCCCAUUGAAUCUCAGAAAGUUGACCCUGUCGAAAUUUCACCUACCAUGGUCAUAUAUUUCGGAAAUUGGAAAGCUGCCCAACCUUGAGGUUCUCAAAUUACUCUCUAAAGCCUUUGAGGGGAAAGUAUGGGAGAUGAAAGAAGGGGAGUUCCUUAAUCUGAAAUUUUUGAAGCUAGACAGUCUAAACCUUGCUGAAUGGAAUGCCUCUAGUGAUCACCUGCCACAGCUUCAGCACUUAAUUUUGCGAAGUUGCAGGCAGCUGAAGGAGGUCCCCUCUGGUUUUGGGGAAAUCUGCACUCUGGAGAUGAUUGAGGUACAAUUGUGCACAAGAUCUGUUGGAAAGUCUGUGAGACGGCUUCAGACGGAAUCACUUGACAUGGGGAAUGAGCUGAAGGUCCUUAUUGAUCGUUCGGAAAUGGAUUUCUGAUCACCUCCCUAACUUCUGAUAGAAAUUUGGCACGUCAUUUUAUCUGCAGUUGGCCCUCAGGAAAAGAGAAGUGGACCUCUCUUCAAGAUGCAGAAGAUGGAAUUCUCGGCAUCUAGAUCAAGGUGAAGAAGAUGGGAAAAGGGCAUCUAGAUUAUGUUAUAUCUGGGAUUUAUUAGUUCUCACAGGGGUGUCUGUAAAUUCAAAAUGUUUGGUUGAUUUCUUCCUUGUGAUGGCAACUUGGAGAUUUUAUGUUUUUCUGCUUUAGCCAGAUUACAAACCAUGUGUUUGAAACACUUUUUGAGUUUCCCUUGUUUGAUGAGUAUGACUUGAUUAUUUUCAAUAUCUCUAUAAUGAGAAUGUAUAUUGGUAUCAUUUUCAUCUUCUUAUUAUUUUGAUGACUAAGUAUACAACUGAAUAAA
This is a messenger RNA of Coffea arabica (coffee), 5015 nucleotides long. Its product is annotated as putative late blight resistance protein homolog R1B-23. Gene Ontology annotation, biological process: defense response to other organism. The record is from RefSeq and is a predicted model, not a curated record. Gene Ontology annotation, molecular function: ADP binding. Lineage: Eukaryota; Viridiplantae; Streptophyta; Magnoliopsida; Gentianales; Rubiaceae.